Messenger RNA from Styela clava, 2501 nucleotides. Its product is annotated as UDP-glucose 4-epimerase-like. The record is from RefSeq and is a predicted model, not a curated record. Gene Ontology annotation, biological process: beta-D-galactose catabolic process via UDP-galactose, Leloir pathway. Gene Ontology annotation, molecular function: oxidoreductase activity; UDP-glucose 4-epimerase activity. Lineage: Eukaryota; Metazoa; Chordata; Ascidiacea; Stolidobranchia; Styelidae. Gene Ontology annotation, cellular component: cytosol.
UUAUUUGUAACUUACAGUUCCUGAAUUAUUCUAUAAACACCCUAUACUUUCUAUUAAUUUGAAGGUUAGGCUAAGUAAGAUCUAGCAUAACAACAUCUGAACACAGAAACAUGGGGUCUGAUAAAGAGCAGGGGGUCUUAGUGACUGGAGGGGCCGGAUUCAUCGGAAGUCACACGGUGGUCGAGCUACUUGAGAGAAAUGUUUCGGUGAUUGUUAUUGAUAAUAUGACAAAUGCUACUGCGAGUAAAGACGAAGAAGAACUUCCGCCUGUUCUACAACGAAUCAAAAAGAUUGUUAAUUCACAACAAGGUGAAAAACUUCAUUUUGUCAAAGGAAGUUUUGGUGAUGUUGAACUGCUCGAAAAAAUCUUCACAAAAUAUGCAAUAUCAGCAGUUAUCCAUUUUGGUGGCUUCAAAGCAGUAGGAGAAUCAAAAGAGUUGCCAAUGAUGUAUUAUAGUAAUAAUGUUGGUGGAACUUUGAAGUUGAUACAAAGUAUGCAAAAGCACAAUGUAACGAAUAUGAUAUUUAGUAGUUCGGCUACGGUUUACUCUGCUCCCGGUCCAGACGAUUUGCCUUUGAGUGAGAAAUCACUGACUGGAAAUUGUACCUGCCCAUAUGCCAGCACUAAAUUCUUCAUUGAAAAUAUCUUGCGUGAUCUUUGCUAUGCUGACAAAAAUUGGACAGUGAUAUCUCUACGUUAUUUCAAUCCUGUCGGUGCUCAUGCUUCAGGUGAAAUUGGUGAAGAUCCAAAAGGCAUUCCUAAUAAUUUAAUGCCUUUCAUUGCACAGGUUGCUGUCAAACGUAGAGAGCAUCUCAACAUUUAUGGGAAUGAUUACCAAACGAAAGAUGGCACUGGUGUUCGUGACUAUGUCCACGUUGUUGAUCUUGCCAAAGGACACACAGCAGCCUUAGACGUGUUGCCUAAAAAGAAUGGGUUUCAUACCUACAACCUAGGUACUGGUAUCGGAACUUCUGUUCUUGAAAUGUUAAAAUAUUUCGGUGAAGUUGUUGGAAGAGAAUUACCUUACAAAAUAUGUGAUAGGCGUCCUGGUGACUUAGCAGUAAUGUACUGCGACGCAUCAUUAGCUGAGAAAGAGCUAGGUUGGACUGCAACAAAGAGUGUUAAAGAAAUGUGUGAAGAUUUAUGGAAAUUUCAAUCCAAAAAUCCAAAUGGUUAUUUACCGUGAUAAUUUUGAAAAAAAAAAAAUUUACUGUAUUUUUUAAUCCAUGACUAAAAUGAAUUUUUAGCCUGCCGGUCCUGACCGUACCACCGUAUCUAUAUAUAAGGUGUGCCGCGUGUGCGUUAUAUAAAUCAUGCUAUUUUGCAUAGUUAGCGCAUUGCCCAUGUUUGUUUACAUUAAUUUAAUUCAACCAUUGUUUACCUCAAUUAUCAUGUUUUAGAUGUAAUUAUUCCUCAAAAUCAAAUUAUUCUUCAAUUUCCAAUAAUUUAUUAUAUACUCUUUCUAUGUUAUACUUAAUUGGUAUCCACAUACUUCAGUGAGACCUGUUCUGACUCUCAUUAUAUAAAUUUUUCAAUUCCAUCACACUUGACCUAGAGAACUAACAAUCAUUGUUCUUUGGUGCAAUUCAAUAAUAUAUAUGGCCUGAGAUGUGACCAAGAAACGACUUGAUUAAGCAAUUCGACCAUAUUUGUUUUUAUUUGUCAAUAAUACCAUUAUAAUAAUAUUUCAAUUACAUUUUGAAACGGUACCCUAUUAUAUGAAGUUUUCAUACGAAAGUUUUUAUAUUUAGCUAUUAGUUUUGUUUUUAAACAUUUUGAAUUUGUAUGUGUUACAAAUUAUGAUGCACCCAAUUUUACUUAAAAACAAAAUUCCUGAUUUUUUAUUUCUUACUCUGCUAGACAAGAAUGAAAUUCUCGGCCAUUUCUGAUACAAUAUUUGACUGAUAAAUUGUUUUAUUUUUAAAAAAGCUUGUUUAAAGAUUCCUGCUAACAAAAGCUAUACCCUUUUCCGACAUUCAAAUUGUUCCGACGAAGCUACCAUUAUAUCUUCAAUUAGCGAUGCUAUAAAUGUUUUUAUUUUAUAAUUCUUCAAUCGCAUGCGUAGAAAAUUAUAUAUGUUUAUGAUAUUAUAUUCCUAAUUUUAUUUACUCGUUACUGUACUACAUUAGUAAGUUAAGUUGUCAAAUUCAUGCAGUUACUCUAUUCUUUGCACUAUUAGUUUUAUUGAUUUUUAAAGAAGCUAUGGUCCAUUUUGGAAAUGAUUAUCAGUAAAAUUGAACCCAAACAGCGCCAUGCAUAAAAAAUCGAUAAUUAUGGAUGUCUAUCUCGAUAAUUGUAUUCUGCAAAUCUACAUUUCCAUAUAAUGAAUGGUUUUGUCGAUGUUUUUGAACAUUUACUGAUGCAAAGUUUAUAACCAAAUAUUUCAUCAAAACUGUACCUCGGUCUUCAAAAAAUUUUACUAUCAUACUGAUAUACAUACGCUGUUUUUAGGUAAUUUUAAUAAUUGCUAGAUCCUUCAAAUAUAUAUUAGUACACAAUC